Molecule: messenger RNA, 5637 nt
Organism: Plasmodium relictum
Lineage: Eukaryota; Apicomplexa; Aconoidasida; Haemosporida; Plasmodiidae
Gene: ApiAP2
Product: transcription factor with AP2 domain(s), putative
Exons: 1
Coding region: 1-5637 (1878 amino acids)
Biological process (GO): regulation of DNA-templated transcription
Molecular function (GO): DNA-binding transcription factor activity
Source: RefSeq, a predicted model, not a curated record
AUGGAAUUAGAAAAAGGAAGUUAUUUGGUAAAUAUAGAUAGUAUUAAUUCUGAAAUUAAAAAUAAUAAUGAUAUAAAUAUUUUAAAAAAUAGUAAAAAAAUGAAUCUUACUAACGACCAUUCUUCAAUGAAUAAUUCUAAUAGCAGUGGAAUUAAAAUAGGAAUAAAUAAGAAAGAUUAUGAUUUAUAUAUUAGUCAGUUAAAAGAUAAAAACACUAAACAAAUAAUUAAAAAUAAAUCAAAACAAAUAAAAAGGAAUAUUAUAAAAAAUAAUGAUAGUAAUACACUUGAUAAUGACGAAAAACUCUUAGAUACAAAUACGUAUGACCAUGAAUAUUGUUAUGCAAGUAUAAAUAAAAAAAUAGUUAAUAAUAAGUUUGCUAAUUUGGUUAAACUAGAUAACAAUGUAAUUGAAGAACAUGAAUUAAAAAAUAAUUUAGAUUUAAAUAAUAAUUUCUUAGAAAAAAAUAACAUAAAUAAUAUGCACAUAAUCAAUGUAAAAUCCAAUAAAAAUGUACUAGUUUAUGAGAAUUUGCAGAAUGAUUUAGAAAAUAAAGAAAAAAAUAAUUUUAGCAAGACAAAUUAUUUGCAAAAUUCUACUAACAAUAAUUUUUGCGAAAGUCAAGAGUUAAAAAGUUUUGAAAAUAACAAUUUUAAUAAUAUUAGUGAAAAUAAAAAUAAUAAAAAUAAUAAUUAUAAAAAUGAUGAUUUUGAUAACAUUGGAGAGAAUUAUAACACUGUUAAUAAUAAUAAUCAUAAUUCUAAUUAUUGUGAUAAUAAUGAAGAUUAUAAUAAAUUAAGUCAGAGGAAUUAUUUAACAAAUGAUUUAUAUAAUCCUUAUAAUACUGUAAAAAGUAACAAUUUAGUUACCAAUCGAAAUAAUAAAAACUACGAAAAGAAUACGUUAGUUGAUACACAUAUAAAUUUGAAUUUCAAAAAUGUUCCUAUUUUAGAUAGAAAUGAAUUUUAUCAAAACACUUACAGUCUUUUAAAUAAUGUUCAACUUGCAAAUAAAUUAAAUAAUUUUUGCUGUAAAAUACAAAAAGAAGAAAAUAUUGAAAAAAAAAAUUAUGAAGAAAAUAAAACAAAUUUUAUUGAAAAUAAAAAAUAUAUUUAUGAAUCAGCUGAUAAUACACAAUUAAAAGAUUCUGAAAAAAAAAAAGAAACACAAGUAAUUUCAUGCAAUAAUAUUUCUUAUGAUGAUGAAAGUACAAAGGAUAAAAAUGAAACAUUUAAUGAAUUAUUAGAUAAAAAUUUGUUAUUAAAUGCAAAUUCAUUCUAUGAAGCAAAUAAUGAUAAAAAUGAAAAUAUCAAAUGCUUUAUCUCUGAAGAAAAUUAUGAUAUCACAAAAAAAACAUUAAAAAAAAGAAAAAGAAAAAAUGAGGAAUUAGUAUUAUUAGAUAAUGAUAAAAGUAAUAAAUUACUUUUUAUUUAUAAUGAGAACCUAAAUAUAAAAGAUUUUCCUUUAAAAAAUAAAGAAAAAAGCAUGCGAAAUGAAGAAAAUUAUGGUAUUAUAAAUGAAAAAAGUUAUAUGAAUAAUAUUUUUAAUAAUAAUAAUAAGUUAGACAUAAAGCUUAACUUUAAUUAUAGUGAUAGCAAAAACAGUAAUAUGGAAAAUAAAUAUGAUUGUAAAUUAUUUAAUGAAAAUAAAAACAAUAAUUUACAAUACUUUAAUGAUUUAAAUACAAAAAAGGCUAAUAAAAAAUUGAUGAAAAGAAAUAAGAUUAGUAAAAAUAAAAAUAAUAUAAAAAUUGAUGAAGAAAACGUUUACAUAAGAAAUGAAAACAUUAGUAAUUAUAGUUCAAACACUAAUAUUAGUUCUAGUAUAGGCAAUAAUGAUUAUGAUAACAAUAAUAAUAAUGAUAAUAAUAAUAAUGAUUGUAAUAAUGAAAAUAAUAAUAAUAAUAAUAAUAAUAAUAAUAAUAAUAAUAAUAAUAAUAAUAAUAAUGAUGAUGAUGAUGAUAAUGGUAAUAAUAAUAAUAAUAAUAAUAAUAAUAAUAAUAAUAAUAAUAAUAAUAAUAAUAAUAAUAAUGAUAAUAAUAAUAAUAAUAAUAAUAAUGAUAAUGAUAAUAAUAAUGAUAAUAGCAAUGAUAAUAAUAAUAAUAAUAAUAAUAAUGAUAAUAAUAAUAAUAAUAAUGAUAAUAAUAAUAAUAAUGAUAAUGAUAAUAAUAAUAAUAAUAAUGAUAAUAAUAAUAAUAAUGAUAAUGAUGAUGAUAAUUAUAAUAAUAAUAAUAAUGAAAAUAAUGAAAAUUUUAGUAGUAAUAAUACCACUACUGAUAAUAACGAUAAAAAUAACAAUAAUCUAAUAAAUAAUAAUAAUGGAAAAUAUUUAAAGAGACCUCAAAGGAAUGCUGCUAAGAAAUGCAUUAAUUUAUGGUCAGAAGAAUUGAAAAAAAAAAAUGAUAAAAAUAAUUCUUGUAAUGAUAAAUUGAAACUUUUCAAUGAUUCUAAAAAAGAUGAAAAAUUAAUAAAAAAAAAGGAAAAGGAGAAAGAGAAAGAGAGGACAGAAACAAAAAAUGAAGAUAUAAAAGAUGAAAUUAAAAAUGAAAAUAAUAUUAGUAUGGAUAUAAAAUUUGAAAAUGUAAAAAAUAUUGAAGGAAAAAAUGAAAAUAUGAUAAAUAAUGAAAUAAAAUUGGAUAAUUUGAAAAGUAAAAAAUUAGGAAACGUAGACACAAAAAAAAGCGAAAAUAUUUUAUUAAAUGAUGAAAAUAAAAUACCCAUAUUAUUUAAUGAAUCAAUGGAUGAAAGAGAAAUGUUCAAGUAUUUAGAUUUGUUAAGGCAUUUACCAAGUAAAAAGGGGGGAGCCCAAUAUAAGUUACAUAAGGCUAUUUUAACAGAAGAAAUGGUUAAAAGAGCAAAGAAGUUUCCUUUAGUUCAAGGAGUAUACUUUGAUAGAUAUCAACAAAGAUGGAGUGUUAACUGGAAUGAAGACGGAAAAAGGGUGGCUAAAUAUUUUCCGAUCAAAUUAUUUGGCUUUGAUUAUGCUCGUAGAUUAGCUAUUUAUUGCAAAAAUUAUCAAAAGAUACCUGAAGAAGCAUUAAUUUUUGAACAAGCUUAUAGAGCUAAUCAGCAAAAUAAUAAAUUAAAAAAUGAAAAUAAUCAUAAUGGUAAUGGAAAUAAUAAAUUAAAAAAAGGAAGCAAAAAAAGUUAUAAAAAGAAAAGUGCCAAUAAAACUGUUUAUUCUAAUAUUGAAAAUUCAAGUAGUUACAAUAAAAAAAAAAAAAGUAAUAAUAAUACAAUAGAUAAAAAAAAUUUUAAAUUAAGUGAUAUAAAUAUAUCUUCACUAAAUGAUUUUCCCGUAUUUAGCUCAUAUUUUAAUUCCAAUUCCAAUAACAACAGCAAUAACAAUAACAGUGUAGUCAAUUCUUCAUUUAAUUAUAAAGGUAUUAAUAACUCUGGUAAUAUGAAUAAUAAAAAUAAUUUUCAUUCAAAUAUGGUAGAAAUAUUCUCAAGCAAAUUAGAUACUUCUUCUUCACAUAAUUUACAAAACAUAAAUACAUUAAAUGAAAAUAACAAAGAAAGUAUAAAUAAACUACAUAUUAAUGAUCCUAUUUUUUUAAAUAAUUCUUUAAUAACUUUAAAAAAUAAUGAUAAAAUAACUAAGAAUUCUGAUAAUAUUAAUAAAAAUAUGGGUAUCCUUAAAGUAAACUCAGAAAAUUUAGAAGAGGCAAAUAGCAUGAAUAUUCAUCAAAUGAAUAAUAUUAAUAUUGAUAAAACAAAUAAUUUAAAUAUUUAUAAAAUGAAAACUUCAAAUAAUGAUAUAAUAAAUAGUAGUGUAAGCGUCAGUGAUAAAAUAAGCGAUAGUUCAAAUAAAGAUAAAAUAAGCAGUAUUAAAAUGAAUGAAUGUAAUGUUGAAAAUAAAGAAACAAGUAAUUUAGGCUUAGAAAAAGGAAACGAUGCACAUUUUAAAACAAAAAAUAAUAUAGAUGCUAUAGAUAAAAAUAUAGUAAAAAAUUUUAAAUCUGUUAACAUAAAUGAAUAUAAUGUUAAUGAUAAAAAUAGUAAAAAAUCUCAUACAAAAAAAAAAAAUUUAGUUUGUUCAUCUACUGGAACUUCAUCUUUUCAGUCAUCUUCCUCAUGUAUAUCUUCUUCUUCUUCAUCUUAUAAAAAUAUAGAAAAUUCAUCACCUAAAUGUCCUCACUAUAAUGAUAAUGAAAAUAGUAUAUAUAAUAUAAGAGAUUCUAUAAAGCAUAAGAACACUAUUAACACUAAUUGUAAUGAUAUCAACAUUUCUUUGAAUUCCGAUUUAAAUAAAAAUAUAUCAGAACAGUUUAGUGAAAAAGUUAAUAAUAUAAAUUGCUAUAUAAAAAAAGAGAGCGAUAUUAAUGAAAAUAUAAUACAGAAUACAACAUAUAAAAAUAGCUCUCCUCAAAGUAGUAUUGGUAGAAACAUAAAUGAUCUUGUAGGCACUUAUAAAAUAAAUAAUGUAAAUAAAUAUAAUGAUUUAAUAAAUUGUGUAUCUAAAUUUAAUGAUAUAGGUAAAAUUAACGAUACGAAUAAUUUAAGUGACAACAAUACUAUAAAUGAUACUAAUAACAACUUAAAUGAUAAUACAAAUAAGGAUACUCAGGUUGAUAAUAGUGAUGAUAUUAAUUCAAGAAUUGUUGGUGUACAUUAUGAUCGAAAACAGUAUAGAUGGAAAGCUACUUGGUAUACUUCACAUGGUAGAAGAUGUGCAAAAUAUUAUCCCAUCAAACAAUAUGGUUAUUUAGAAGCAAAAAAGAUGGCUAUAGAAUGUAGAAAAGCAUAUAAUUUAUAUAAGAAAUUAAAAAAAAAUCCUCAAAAUAAAGAAAAUAAUGAUAUAAAUUUUAACAGUACAAUAUUUCCUAAAGAAUACUAUAUAACAUUAUUUGAAAAUGAUGAAAAAAAAGACAGGCAUUAUUGGGAAAAUAAAAAAAGUAAAAAAAAUAAAAAAAGUGUUUAUUUAGAUAAUAAUGAAAAACAAAAAAGACAUUACAACGAAGCACUAAAAAAAAUUAACAAUAUUAAAUGCAAUGAACUUAAUGAAUUAAAUGAAUAUAUGAAUAAUAAAAGUGAUAUGAAUUCUAUUAACUUUAUUUCACUGAACAACAAUAUGUCGAAUGUAAAUAAUUUAAGUAAUAAUAAUAAUAAUGAAAAUGAAGAAAAAUCAUCACCACCUAAAUAUGCUUUACCAUUAAAUUGUAAAAAUUCAUGCUGCAAUAAAUUAAAUAAUGAGCUGUAUAAUAAUAUUUGUAUUUCCAAAAAUUCUUCAUCUUUGUUAUCUUUAUAUUAUUUAUCAGAAAAUAUUUUAAAAUUUCAGAAGGGUACAAUAAAAUGUAUACUGCAGGAUUUAAGAGAUAACUGCUUGUCUAAUUUAGCAUAUGAUUUGAAAAAUAUAACAUUUCAAGAAUAUUAUAUGGCUAUUCACUAUUUAAAUAGAUAUGUUGAUGAUUCAAAUUGUUACGAUGAUAUAUUUUUUCUACUCAAAAUUUUAGCAAAAAAUUUAGAAAUAAGAAAAAUACCAAGUUUAUAUAAUGAGGAAGAACAAAAAGAAUUAUUAAAUUCCUUAACUAUAAUUACAAAACAAAUGAAAAACAAUUAUUCUUAUUUAUCAUCUAAUAAUUUGAAAAAUUCAAACGAUAAUGAAAAAUUUUCUCCUUUAAUAUUUCAACUAUAA